AUGGUGGUGGCCUCUGGUAGUUCGAGAGUACUAGUGAAUGGGAUCCCAACUCGUAGAUUCUCAAGAGGCAAAAGAUUGAUGCAGGGAGAUCCUUUGGCGACAUUCUUCUUCAUUCUGGUAGCUGACUCAUUGACUCGAUUUCUGCAUAGAGCCAGGCAGGCAGGGCGGUUCCGCAUCAAACAUAAUCAGAGUACCGAGAUCCUCAUUUCUCAGUUUGCGGAUGACACACUAAUUUUCGGCAAUUGUGUGAAGGACCAGGUGCUUGCUUUCAAAUGCAUCCUCUUGGGGUUCGAAGCAGUGUCUGGAUUGUCAAUCAAUUUCAGUAAAAGCUCAGUAUUCUAUCUCGGUGGGCGACGGGAAGCUGAAGCUGAACUUUCUAUUUGGCUGAACUGCAAGGUUGGUGUGUUCCCAUUUAAAUACUUGGGAAUCCCAAUUAGCCCAAACAGGCUUACAAGAAGGGAGUGGAUGUAUGUUAAAGAGAAGUUUGAUCAGAGGCUGGCUUGUUGGAAAGGUUCAUGUCUCUCUCUUCGAGGAAGACUGGUACUCACUAAUUCAGUGCUCUCAUCCCUAGCUAUUCAUUUCAUGGCUUUCUUCAAACUUCCAAAGUGGUUGGUUCAAGACUUGGACAGAGUAAGGAGCAGAUUUAUCUGGAGAUGUAAGCGGGUUGAAUCCUAUGAAUUGGGGUAG
This is a messenger RNA of Dioscorea cayenensis subsp. rotundata (Guinea yam), 687 nucleotides long. RefSeq lists its product as uncharacterized. The transcript has a single exon. Lineage: Eukaryota; Viridiplantae; Streptophyta; Magnoliopsida; Dioscoreales; Dioscoreaceae. The record is from RefSeq and is a predicted model, not a curated record. Bases 1 to 687 code for a protein of 228 amino acids.